This is a messenger RNA of Xyrauchen texanus (razorback sucker), 2103 nucleotides long. Its product is annotated as protein lifeguard 1-like. Gene Ontology annotation, cellular component: Golgi apparatus; membrane; endoplasmic reticulum. The transcript is spliced from 7 exons. Gene Ontology annotation, biological process: negative regulation of apoptotic signaling pathway. Lineage: Eukaryota; Metazoa; Chordata; Actinopteri; Cypriniformes; Catostomidae. The record is from RefSeq and is a predicted model, not a curated record. The coding region runs from base 318 to 1382 and encodes 354 amino acids.
UCGUUUUGAUGAGGUUGUAGCUCGUUGUUUACAUUACUACGGUUGGAAAGAGGUGUCGUUUGUAUUUUAAGAACGUUUCUGUAAUUAGUUAUUGAUCCGGGAAGCUUGAAUCUGUGAAUAUAUUUCCAACUUUACCGGAGUGUUGCUCUUAAAGGAACAGCAGGUGUCAGAAGUGAAGGAGCGGGUUCACAAGAGAACAAUAAAAACAUUGUGACGAGCUGUAAAGUUUGUUAAGUUUACUCGGUUUUGUGGGUUGAGGCUGUAAACGAUAUUUUUCCCUCUACAGUACACAACGACAAUAUAAUUGAGAUCCAAACAUGGCACAAGACAAAGAUGGGUACACACGUUUUGAAAACUCACCACAUGACACUACCCUGGAUCAGCCUGCCCCUCCAGGGUUUAUGAUGCCCCCUUCUUAUGAAGCCGGUAUGGCUUAUGGAGUAAUGGGAGCCGGCGCGCCUAUUGGUGCACCUAUUGGCGCACCUGUUGGCGCACCUGUUGGUGUCCCAUAUCCACCACCAACUGCUGGUGAGAAUCCUAUGUAUGGACAGGGGGUAUAUGGAUAUCAACAAACCACAUAUCCUCAAGCAGAUCCUUAUAUUCCUGGUCCUUACAGCACUGGGCCUUAUACACAACAUGCUGCAUAUGGGCCAGUGAGCGUGCCAGUGCAAAUCGAGCCACCUCCAGAAUAUGAAAAUGAGCAGUUUACCUUCUGUGGACUUGAUGACAAAACCAUCAGAAGAGUGUUCAUUCGAAAGGUCUUCGCAGUGUUGAGUUUGCAGCUGGCAGUGACGUGUAGCUUUGUGGCUCUCUUCACAUUUGAGCCACACACUAAACUGUUUGUACAGAAGAAUUCGUGGACUUACUGGGUUGGCUAUGUGAUAUUCAUUGUACCAUACUUUACCAUCGUCUGCUGCGGAGAGAUUCGCAGAAAGCAUCCAUGGAACCUCAUUGCCUUGUCCAUUCUGACUCUUGCCAUAUCCUACAUGAUUGGUGUGAUCUCCAGCUUCUACGAUACAGACUCCGUUUUGAUGGCUGUUGGUAUUACGGUGGUGGUUUGCUUUACAGUGGUAGUGUUCUCUCUGCAGACCAAAUAUGACUUCACGUCCUGUUAUGGAGUGCUGUUUGUGUGCGCCAUUGUACUAAUAGUCUUCGGAAUCAUGUGCGCCUUCAUGUACAACAGGAUUCUGAUCCUCGUCUACGCUUCACUGGGAGCACUGAUUUUCACUUGUUUCUUGGCCGUGGACACACAAAUGCUUCUAGGGAACAAGAAACUCUCUCUGAGUCCGGAGGAAUACAUCUUUGCUGCACUCAAUCUAUAUAUGGACAUCAUCAACAUCUUUUUAUACAUCUUGCAAAUCGUGGGAAUGAGCCGCAAAUAAAUGUCCAUCACUGUAUAACAGAAAUCACGCUUAAAAAUCAAAAAUGAAAAUUCUGUAAUUUUUAAAAAAUUGUAUAUAAGGAUAUUUCCCUAUUCUUGUACUCAUAUCCUCUUUUGAAGUAUAUCUGCAUGUUUGAUUAUUUUGGAUCAUUUGUUGGUAAUCAUGAAUGCUCUGGAAACAAUGAAGAGUCCACUGCAACAUGAUCAGUUUCUCUGGAUUUAUAUUUAUAGUUAUGUGUAUGUGUUUAAUGAACAUUUUAGGUUUAUUCUAUAAAGUACUGUCAACAUUUCUCCCAAAUUCAAAAUAAAAAUAUUGUCAUUUAGACAUCAUUAAUAUUGUCAAAUAAUGCAAAGAAAACAAGUUCAUAUUCAUGUUUAAUCUACACAAUAUUCAUGUUUUAACUUAAGUUCAGAAAUCAAUAUUUGGGUGGAAUAAUCCUUAUUUUCAAUCACAGAUUUCAUGUGUCUUGGCACGAUCUCUGCCAGUCUUUCACAUUGCUGUUGGGGAGUAACGUAAUACAUGUAACAGGAUUACAUAUUUAAAAUACCAAAUAUAAGUAACUGUAUUCCACUACAGUUACAAUUUAAAUUAUAAAUAUUCUUGGUUAAGAAGUUACGUUGCUGAUAGAUAUCAAUUUGUAUAAAUAAAUAAUGUUAAAUGUGAACUAAUGAAAGUCACUUGUGGUGUUCCGUGGUGUGAAUGAAUCAAGUUGCUAAACUAC